Molecule: messenger RNA, 1826 nt
Organism: Salvia miltiorrhiza (redroot sage)
Lineage: Eukaryota; Viridiplantae; Streptophyta; Magnoliopsida; Lamiales; Lamiaceae
Exons: 2
Coding region: 42-1826 (594 amino acids)
Source: RefSeq, a predicted model, not a curated record
CUAUCUUCUCAAUUUUACUCAUCACGAAGCAAAAAUAAGAUAUGAAUUAUCAUGCUGCUGGCUCUUCUUAUAUAUUUUCUUCUUCAAGCUCAUCAUCAGAUGAGCUUGAAGAAAUACUCAAUGAAUGUGAUGUUGAACAUCAAUUGAUGUCUCAACAUAUUUUGUCAAAUAAUUUCAUUGUAGCAAGCCUUAUUGAAAAUCAAAGUGCUACAACAAUCCACAGAGGCUCAGUUCCUGGUCGCAGGAUGAUCCAUCGUGAUCGAGAAGUGGCUGCCCAACGUCUGUUCAACGAUUAUUUUUCUGAAAAUCCAACAUUUAAUGAAGGAAUGUUUCGUAGACGUUUUCGAAUGUCUCGAAAUUUAUUCCUUCGUAUUGUUGAUGCUGUAAAAAAUCACAAUAGUUACUUUCGGCAAGGAAGGGAUUGCACUGGUAGAUUGGGCUUGUCCACACUGCAAAAAAUAACCGCUGCAUUUCGGAUAUUAGCAUACGGGGUACCUGCAGAUGCCACCGAUGAGUACAUCAACAUUGGUGAGUCUACUGCAAUUAAAUGUGUCAAGAAAUUUUGUCGUGCAAUUGUGGAAAUAUUUUCAAGUCAAUAUCUUAGAUCUCCUACUUCUAGUGAUGUUGCUAGACUAUUAUAUAUUGGUCAACAACGUGGUUUUCCAGGAAUGUUAGGUAGUCUAGAUUGUAUGCACUGGAAGUGGAAAAAUUGUCCAACUGCUUGGGCAGGCUCAUAUGCAGGUCGUAGUGGAUCUCCCACGAUUAUUCUUGAAAUUGUUGCUGAUUAUGAUCUUUGGAUAUGGCAUUCAUACUUUGGUAUGCCAGGGUCCAAUAAUGAUAUUAAUGUCUUGGAAAGAUCGCAUCUUUUCAGUGAUCUUGCUAGAGGUAUCACUCCACCUGCAAAUUAUGUAAUACAGGGAAAAGAGUAUAGUGUGGGUUAUUAUUUAGCUGACGGAAUAUAUCCGAAAUGGUCCACACUUGUGCAAACUAUACAUGAACCACGUACUGCAAAGAAAAAACAUUUUGCUACGAGACAAGAGUCGUGUAGAAAAGAUGUGGAACGUGCAUUUGGAGUUCUUCAAAGUCGAUUUGCAAUUGUUGCAAAUCCGGCCCGUUUUUGGCAAAAGAAACAUUUAGAGCUUAUCAUGAAAUCCUGCAUUAUCAUGCACAAUAUGAUAAUUGAGGAUGAAAGAGACUUGUCUGCACCAAUUCAAGAGAUGAGAGAAGUCCCAACUCCAGAUGUCGAAACGGUGCCAAAUGAAGCACGUCAGUUUCAAAAAUUUCUUGCACGCUAUCGAAGCAUCAAAGAUAAAUCAGCUCAUCUUGCACUUCGUGAUGCAUUGGUCGAUCAUUUGUGGAAAUUAGUGUGCUAUUGUCAUACGAACCAAGGAGAUUUCGAGCCCAAAGUCGAAAUCCCACGAGAAGAGCCAUCCACAUCUUCCAGGAGGGCUGAAGUUCGUGAUGAAGCAGGGAGCCUCCAACGAACCAGAAGACGGCGCAGACUACAAGAAACUCCUGUAGGAAAAAUCAUACUCGAGCCAAUCCAUCCAUAUGGGUUAGUCCUCAACAUUGACGAAGCAAGCUUCAAAAGUUGGGAAUCACUCAUUGAUGAAUGGGCAUCGGCAAUGAAGAUCGUAAUUGCCACCGUGGAGUAUGAUAAAAAUGAAUUUAUCAAAAUUUUCGAGGCAAGUUUUGCUGGAAUGGCAAAACAGUUUUGGGACAACAUCAAAACAAACGAGAAGAACGAUCUGUUCGCCAAGGUUUCUCCGUGGGACAUUCUGGAGAAGGCAACGGAGUAUCUCAAAGUCCACUUUCUUGGAAUGUGA